CUUUCAUCAAAGAGACUGCAGAGAAAGGCCAAGGGAGCAGCCGGUUCUCAGCGGCUCUGGGCGGACGACAGAGCCCUCUGCUUCCCACUCACUGCCCCGAGCCCACCACGGGACACAGUCUUCUCCCUGAAUCAGCCAGCUACAGUUUCUCUUCACUCAAACUGAUCCCUGGCGAUGAAAAAUGAGCCUGUCCCCCACCCGUCCUGCUGCCUUUCGCCUCACGCCCCCAGAGAAGAGUUUCUUCGUGAGGCAGCCGGUGAAGGUUUUUUUCCAAGUCACAUGAUCCAGGAUGCAGGGGGAGAAUCCUUCUUGGAACAGAGAUGGGCCCAGAACCGAAUCAGAUGAGGAGAGAUAAGGUGUGAUGUGGGGAAGCCUAUAUAAGAAUGGACCCAGGGCUGCAGCGAGCACUCAACCCACUGGCCCCGUCCCAAGACACAGCCAUGCAUGUGCCCGCAGGCUCCGUCACCAGCCCCUGGGGAACCACGGGCCGCGGGUACGUCUGCUUCACCACGGCCUCCCUGGCUCUGUGUCUCGUCUUUGCUGUGGCGACCAUUAUGGUGCUGGUAGUUCAGAAGACGGACUCCAUUCCCAACCCGCUGGGCCAAUUCCCCCUUAAAGGAGGGAAUUGCUCAGAGGACAUCUCAUGUAUCCUGAAAAGGGCUCCAUUCAAGAAAUCAUGGGCCUACCUCCAAGUGUCAAAGCAUAUAAACAAAACCCAGUUGUCUUGGAACAAAGAUGGCAUCAUCCAUGGAGUCAGAUAUCAGGAUGAGAACCUGGUGAUCCAGUUCCCAGGUUGGUACUUCAUCAUCUGCCAACUGCAGUUUCUCGUGAAAUGCCCAGAGCAUGCUGUCGACCUGAAGCUGGAGCUCCUCAUCAACAAAGACGUUAAAAAGCAGACCCUGGUAACAGUGUGUGAGUCUGGAGCACAAACCAAGAACAUAUACCAGAACCUCUCCCAGUUCUUGCUGGAACACCUUCAGGUCAACACCACCAUAUCAGUCAAGGUGGAUAAAUUCCAGUAUGUGGAUACAAACACCUUUCCCCUUGAGAAUGUGUUGUCCCUCUUCUUAUACAGUAGUUCAGACUGAACCACCCCUCCUGGCCUUUGGGAAGAAAGCAACUCCCUACCACACAGCACUUAUCCUUCCAGACACUUGGGGAAAAAAAGAAAACUUUAGGCCAAGACUGAAAAACACAAAGGGAAUUAAAUAGUACACUUCCAUCCCCUGGGAAGAUCCAACUCAGGGUUAAAAAGAGACUUUUGAGUGAAGGAUCUUCCAGAUAGAAAGUGGGGAUGCAAUGUGGCAUGGUGGACAGAGCCACACAUGGGAACCAGAAGGGAUGGAUUUAGGCCCAGCCCAAUCACUAACUCACUGUGUGACCUGGAGCUAGUCCUUUCCCUUCCCUGGAACUUGGAUUUCAUGUCAGAAAAGCCGAGGGGCUGAGUUUUAACCUUUCCAAGUCUCCUCCGUCUCAGAAGAGCAGAAAAAAAAAAAAAAGGUCUCUCUCAUCACAGACCUGAGAACUAAGAUUCCAGGUGCUUUUCCCGAAGCCCCCAGCCAAAGGAAAGGCCCCCACAUUGGCAUAAAACUGAUGAUACUUAGGAGCCUUCUGGCUGUCAUGUCACCUCGGGAUUUGGGGAUGAGUUUCAGGGCACCUUGCUUGACAAAUGGAGUGAACAGUAGGAUCUAAAGUGUGCAAAACUGACCAUCCUGAAUCUAAUACCUUGUGGGUAUUUGGAAAACCACCCGGCCAGGCUUGACUCUGCCGGAACUGAGACUUGACAAUAAAACAACAACAGGCAGCUUUUGUUUCCCGUCAGGAAAGUGCCGUGAGCUCGGCAAGUACUCAGCGCGCAGCCGUCACGGUGAUCAGCGGCUGCUGUCUCCCGCAUGAACUCUUUCCCCACUUCAAACAGCUCUCAGGAAACCGUUCUGUGGAGGGUUUUUAAGGCCUCACUGUGUCGCUGACAGACGAUGAUGACUUGUGACUAACGGCCGCCUCCUCUCCUGAUCUGGGUGAUGAGGCCAUUUCAACCGGCGUUUACGUGCGUCCGUCCGCGAGGGAGCGCCUUGUUUGUCCGAGAGAAGGACCACUGACUUGAAAUGUAAGCUCGUGAAGUUAUGCUUCAGAGGAAAAAGCAAUGCCUUAACUGCUAUGUAAAGGAAGGGAGUAAAAUUUGCAUUUUUCUCAAUUAGGAGGAAAGAAGAGAAAGGUGUAGGAACUCGGGAAAGCUUGUCAGAGAAGGGCUAGAAACGAUUUAAAAGAAGGGAAGUAAAAACAGCAGUGGCGGUGUGGAUGAGAGGGACUGCGGAGAAUAAAAACGGCUAAGGGCAAGAUUCGAGUAAUUUGCUGAGCCAGGUGUUACAUUGACCGCUUCCUAGGUCUCCAUUAAGAAAUGUUCGGUGAGGUCUACAUUUCUCUUCAACACUUUCUGAAGCAGAUUCUUUGGGAGGAGUGGGUAUUGGAAGAGAUGUUGAAUUCAGCAAAUCAAGUGGUCUGUGAUUAAAAAAAAAAAAAAAAAAAAACAUAGGUUUUGAGGACCCGAAGCCACAGAAUAAGGGGGCACAUGGCAUUUACACCCUAACUCUGUAGGACAAAAGAAUCCCGCUUAAACCAACUCAUGCAUUCUUGAAAAAGUAUCUGCAACCUAAGCAUGUGGAAAAUUUUCUACUGUCUCAUAUAUUAACUUGAGAAAGUUUCCAUUUUCAUUUUUAACCAACACUCCAGAGCAGAAGUACCUGAUAUUUACCUCCUGAGGAGUUCCUAAUCUCAGUCUCUGUCGAGCAAUGGCCUGAAAGCCAGCAUCUGAAGACACAGAAUUUAAAGGAAUCCAGUAGCAAGACAAACAAUUAGAAUAAUAAUCAUUAAUAAUCAUUAAUAACCCAAUGUAGGGAUAAUACAGAAUCCCUGGUGGCUCAGAUGGUACAGAAUCUGCCUGUAAUGCAGGAGACCUGGAUUCAAUCCUUGGGUUGGGAAGACCCCCGGAGAAGGGAAUGGCAACCCAUAGGGAGUGGAUGGCCUAGAAAGUUUAAAAUGGAAUUCUGUCACUCCCUGAGUGUUACCAACCCCCUGGUAAUGCUGUGAGCAAAUGACACCAUCUAUGCAAGUAAAAUAAGUCAUUUUUCAAACUCGGAGUCCAGGCUGCCUGAACAUAUGCCUCUUUGGUAAAAACUCAUCUGGUGCUCACUCAUUCUACCCUUUCCCAUCCCAAACACAUAAAUACACACACACACACACACACACACACAAACUAUACUUGUAGAACUUGCAGAGGAGGGUGAUGGACAAGUUGAUGAAUAAUAACGAGUAUAAAUGUAUAUCUGCCCUUGGGAAAAUCCACAGGACUGUCUUUCUCCACAGUUGGUGACUUCUUCCUCACCCCAUUUCUCCAUCACACAUGGAUGCCUCUGUAACUUCCUCAUCCAAUUCCUUCUCAGAAUCCCCGCAUCACACAAUUCUUGGCUGGGAGAAGGGCCCUGUACGUCCGGGGGCAGUGGCGGGGCUGAUAGGAUCAGGCACUAAAGAAAGGGGUGCUGGAGAAACUGGGCAGGACUCACCGAACGGGGGAGGCUUCCAGAAUCCCUGGAACACUGCUGACUGUCCUGGUACUGGGGCCAAAGCUGUUGAGAGCAUAGAGGAGCACUGCCCUGCGGCAGGCCUCAAUCCUCAGGGAUUCCUCUGUUUCUCCCUGACUCUCUCAAAACAAUCCAGGAUCAUCAUUCUAAUGUGAGACAUGUGGUCUGUAGAUUUUUGUACAUGGUCAAAUCAUGAAAAAGUUUAGGGUCCCAUGAUGUAAAUGUUUCAUCUCUCAGAAAAUGAAGAAAUAUAUGAUACAAACAAUAUUUUGCAGUAAAAAAAUUAAAAGAUUUUUGUUUUAUUUGAGGUUACAUAGAUAGGUGAAUGUAUAUAUGUGUGUGUAAGAAGGUAUGUGUAUAUGCAUGUACAUAUAUGUAUACUCUAUAUAUGCAUAUGUGUAUGUGUGUGUGUAUACACUUUCCCCUAAUAAUUGUUUUACAGGUCAUCUGCUUAACCUGGGGUCAGGGGAAGAAGCCUGAUUAUUGCUCUGGGUACUGCAAAAUUUAUAUAUUCUUGUAUUUAUUUUUAAUUAUGAAAAGAACAGAAAGUAGUAUUUCUCCCAUGACUCACCAGUAUUUAAUAACUAUUAAUAUUUUACUAUAUUUGCUUCUGCUUCUUUUAAACAAUAAAAAAUACAGGUAGAGCUGAAGCCUCCCUGCUCUGUUGACUUCCCUGUGCCCUCCCCAGAGCUAAUACAGCCUGGGAGUUUGCAUGUUCCCUUCACUUGGUGGCUCAGAUGGUAAAGAAUCCACCUGCUAUUCUGCAGGAGACCCGGGUUCGAUUCUUGGGUCAGGAAGAUUCCCUGGAGAAGGGAAUGGCUACCCACUCCAGUAUUCUCGCCUGGAGAAUUCCAUGGACAGAGGCGCUUGGGUGGGGCUAUAGUCCACAGGGUCAUAAAGAGUUGGACAUGACUGAACUGAGUGACUAACACUUUCACUUAUAUAGUUUUAUAUUUGUUUUCCCAUAGGAAUAUAUAGUACAAGUCUGUGUGUUUUUAAAUUUUUCAAUAAAUGAUAUCCUACUUUA
Molecule: messenger RNA, 4605 nt
Organism: Bubalus bubalis (water buffalo)
Lineage: Eukaryota; Metazoa; Chordata; Mammalia; Artiodactyla; Bovidae
Gene: TNFSF8
Product: TNF superfamily member 8
Exons: 5
Coding region: 384-1088 (234 amino acids)
Biological process (GO): immune response; CD8-positive, alpha-beta T cell differentiation
Cellular component (GO): membrane
Molecular function (GO): tumor necrosis factor receptor binding
Source: RefSeq, a predicted model, not a curated record